This is a messenger RNA of Urocitellus parryii (Arctic ground squirrel), 1652 nucleotides long. NCBI's taxonomy places the organism in Eukaryota, Metazoa, Chordata, Mammalia, Rodentia, Sciuridae. The record is from RefSeq and is a predicted model, not a curated record.
AUGGAGGAGCAGCGUGCGGGGAGCAGCACCCUGCGUUUCCGGAACUCUCCACAGCACGGCUGCCUUGACAUCCCUACUGAUUUCGACUCACAGCUGUCUUGGCAGCAGCAGGGCUUGCAGCAGCUGGACUUGCAGCAGCUGUCCUGGCAGCAGCUGGACUUGCAGCCCCCACAGGAGCUACAGCCCCCCUUGCAGCCCCCACAGGAGCCACAGCUGGAGCAGGAACAGACUGGCACACAGCAGCACACGGGCUUGCAGCAGCACAAGGGCUUGCAGCAGCUGGAGCCACAGCCCCCACAGCUGGAUCCACAGCCCCCGGAGCAGCCACAGCAGGUCAUGGUUCUGGAGGUGGAGGGUGGAGGAGGCAGCCAGAGGGACUGUGCUGCCGCUGAACUGAAGGCGUCCUUGCCCCAUCGUCUCUCGCCUCAGCCAGGCUUCCUUCUCUUUGUAAAUAAUCGGGAGGAAAAUGAGCAGAUUCUGGUUGAGUACCUGAGUGUGCGUAGGACUCAGAAAACCAUGACCUGCUGUGGCUGCUCMGGGGGCUGUGGCUCCAGCUGUGGGGGCUGUGGCUCCAGCUGCUGCAAGCCCKUGUGCUGCUGCAAGCCCGUGUGCUGCUGUGUGCCAGCCUGUUCCUGCUCCAGCUGUGGCUCCUGUGGGGGCUGCAAGGGGGGCUGUAGCUCCUGUGGGGGCUGCAAGUCCAGCUGCUGCCAGGACAGCUGCUGCAAGCCCUGCUGCUGCAAGUCCAGCUGCUGCCAAGACAGCUGCUGCCAGUCCAGCUGCUGCAAGUCCAGCUGCUGCAAGCCCUGCUGCUGCCAAGACAGCUGCUGCAAGUCCAGCUGCUGCAAGCCCUGCUGUUGUCAGUCCAGCUGUUGCAAGCCCUGCUGCUGCCAGGACAGCUGCUGCAAGUCCAGCUGCUGCAAGCCCUGCUGCUGCCAAGACAGCUGCUGCAAGUCCAGCUGUUGCAAGCCCUGCUGUUGCCAGUCCAGCUGCUGCAAGCCCUGCUGCUGCCAGGACAGCUGCUGCAAGCCCUGCUGCUGCCAGGACAGCUGCUGCAAGUCCAGCUGCUGCAAGCCCUGCUGCUGCCAGUCCAGCUGCUGCAAGCCCUGCUGUUGUCAGUCCAGCUGUUGCAAGCCCUGCUGCAAGCCCUGUUGCAGCCAGUCCAGCUGCUGCAAACCCUGCUGCUCCUCAGGCUGUGGGUCCUCUUGCUGCCAGUCCAGCUGCUGCAAGCCCAGCUGCUGCCAGUCCAGUUGCUGCAAGCCCUGCUGCUGCCAGUCCAGCUGUUGCAAGUCCAGCUGCUGCAAGCCCUGCUGCUCCUCAGGCUGUGGGUCCUCCUGCUGCCAGUCCAGCUGCUGCGUCCCCAUUUGCUGUCAGUGCAAGAUCUAAAUCUCUGACUUCAGGCCUCCGGGUUUCUCAGUGUCUGGUGAAACCCUUUCUUGUCCCAGGUCAGCUCCUGUCCACUGGCCUCCCUGAGGUGACUACAACCUCUCCUGCCUUUCAUCCCCUGCUCUCACCGCCCUCUCUGGUGGGCUCUGUCUCCUCUUUUCUCCCUCUAGAGAAGCAUGUUUCUAGGUGCCGGAGAGAGGCCUUCCUCUCGGCACUGCCUAGCUGACAUGACAGCCACAGUGACCAUCGCCUGCCUCUUUCCGGGCUUC